UCCCUCCUUUUACUCUACCUUUCUACUCUUAAAACCCAUUCAAAUUUUGAGUUUUUCUAUUCUGGCUCUCCCAACUAUGGAAGCUUUUAGCUUGCUCAAGUAUUGGCGAGGCGGUGGUACUAUUGCCUGUGUUAAUACACGUUCCACCGCCACUUCAACCACCACUAUCGUCACUGCCGCCGCCCCUCAUCUGGCGGUUGACACCGUAGACGACGACGACGACGUCGAUGACGGUCCUUUCUUCGACUUAGAAUUUGCAGUCCCUGAUGAGGAUGGAAUAGAGGGAAACGAAUAUAAUGUUGAAGAUGAAGAAAGUCAGGAUUCAAACGACGACGUUGAUUCGCAUACCGACGGUGGCUUCUCCGGUAGUCAAACGGGGCUCAACAAUGGCCGAUCUGAGUCAAACUCGUCUUUGGACUCGGACCCUCCUCAAUUUCGUGUCUCGUUUUUGAAGUCGGCUUCCAAAGUUGGGAUUUUUUUGUUGAGGUUGAAGAAAUCAGCCUCCAAUGGAAAUGUUACCCCCAGAAAACAAGAAAAAACGAAAGAACCGAACAGCAUCAACAACAAGAACAGGUUUUUUGCAGUGAAAUUUAAGGUCGAAGAGGUUCCCAUAAUGUCUCUGUUCUCCAAAGACCACAAGUCCCGUAAACAGCAAACCUCCGACAACAACGCCGUUUCGGAUGUAAUGCAAAGGUACAUUAAGAAAGUUAAGCCACUUUACGUUAGGGAAAAGCUAAGGUUUUCAGGUGCUGUAAUGCCACCGUCUACGGUGGCUCAAGAAUCGGUUUCGGGGAGGACAACGUCGGCGGCGGCUGGGGAGAAUCGGGUAAAGAGGAGAGAUGAUUCUCUGCUGCAGCAAGAGGAUGGAGUCCAAAGCGCCAUCUUGCAUUGCAAAAGAUCCUUCAAUGGCUCUCGAGAUUCUUUAGAGUCUUCAAUGUCGUCAAGUUCAGGCGAGUGACCCAUUAAUUUGUGAAGGAAAAAGAUGAGCAGAUCAUGCUAUAAAGGAUGAA
Molecule: messenger RNA, 1010 nt
Organism: Hibiscus syriacus
Lineage: Eukaryota; Viridiplantae; Streptophyta; Magnoliopsida; Malvales; Malvaceae
Product: probable membrane-associated kinase regulator 2
Exons: 2
Coding region: 77-958 (293 amino acids)
Cellular component (GO): plasma membrane
Source: RefSeq, a predicted model, not a curated record